AUGGCUUGCUUUGCAAGGACUGAAACUAACUUAGACUCCGAUCAAUCAGCUCUUCUUGCCUUCAAAGCUCAAAUCAGGUUUGACCGUCAAAAUAUUCUGGUAAAAAAUUGGUCCACCACCACCCCAGUUUGCAAUUGGAUUGGCAUCUCUUGUGGCGUUCGUCACGAAAGAGUCACAACCUUGAAUCUUCCCAACAUGGGUCUUAAUGGCACCAUUUCUCCAUAUCUAGGAAAUCUCUCAUUUCUUGCUUCACUCAAACUCAGUAACAACACUUUCCACGGCCAUGUCCCCGAGGAGUUGGGUCAUUUGCGUCGAUUGAAAGAAAUUGAUUUGGGAUACAACUCUCUUAGCGGGGAGGUUCCAUCAUGGUUUGGAAUCUUACCAAAACUUGAAGUCUUGAACAUGCAUUAUAAUAGUUUCACUGGUGUUAUCCCGCCUUCCCUUGGCAACAUCACUAGCCUUGUGGUGAUGCGGUUAUCGACUAAUCAUCUACAAGGACAUAUUCCAAAAGCAAUUGGUAACCUUUCCAGCUUGAAAAUAUUGAGAUUGGGAGGUAACCAGCUUUCUGGUUCCGUACAAUUCAUCUUCAACAUGUCUUCAUUGGAACAGAUUAUUCUUACAAAAAAUAGUUUAUCUGGUCCCAUCCCAGGAG
Ilex paraguariensis (yerba mate) is the source of this 652-nucleotide messenger RNA. The record is from the annotation of a GenBank genome assembly. Lineage: Eukaryota; Viridiplantae; Streptophyta; Magnoliopsida; Aquifoliales; Aquifoliaceae.